Molecule: messenger RNA, 1374 nt
Organism: Mobula hypostoma (lesser devil ray)
Lineage: Eukaryota; Metazoa; Chordata; Chondrichthyes; Myliobatiformes; Myliobatidae
Product: GTPase HRas
Exons: 6
Coding region: 252-821 (189 amino acids)
Biological process (GO): Ras protein signal transduction
Cellular component (GO): plasma membrane
Molecular function (GO): GTP binding; GDP binding; GTPase activity
Source: RefSeq, a predicted model, not a curated record
CGGCGUCGGAGUCGGAGUUGCGCGGCGCGGUUGACUGGCGUUGCAGCGGGUUGUCAGCGUGGUGGCCGGCUGCAGCAACAAGGCGUUGCAUGGCAUUGCAAUUGCAUUGAUGGUCGUUCAUGCUCAGAUCCUGCUGCUGCUGCUGCGUUCAGUCGGAAUCCGCACGCCCGGCUCUGCCCAACAUUGCUAUGUGUAAUUUCUCGAUCUGCUUCUGACUGCGGCUUUUCCUCUGGUGACGGCUGACUGGGACGAUGACGGAGUACAAACUGGUGGUGGUCGGAGCAGGUGGCGUUGGCAAGAGUGCCCUGACCAUCCAACUCAUCCAGAACCAUUUCGUGGAUGAGUAUGACCCCACGAUUGAGGAUUCCUACAGGAAACAGGUUGUCAUUGAUGGAGAGACGUGUUUGCUGGACAUUCUGGACACUGCUGGCCAAGAAGAGUACAGUGCUAUGCGAGACCAGUACAUGCGGACUGGAGAAGGCUUCCUCUGCGUCUUUGCCAUCAAUAACACCAAGUCGUUUGAGGACAUUCACCAAUAUAGAGAGCAGAUCAAGCGGGUAAAGGAUUCUGACGAUGUUCCUAUGGUCCUGGUGGGCAACAAGUGUGACCUCCCAUCCCGGACGGUAGAGACGCGGCAGGCGCAGGACCUGGCCCGGAGCUACGGAAUCCCAUAUAUCGAGACCUCAGCCAAGACCAGACAGGGCGUGGAGGAUGCCUUCUACACCUUGGUCCGAGAGAUCAGUCAGCACAAAGUGAGGAAAUCGAAUCCUCCCGAUGAGAGUGGUCAGGACUGUAAUAACUGUAAAUGUGUGAUAUUGUGACUGGGGUCUCAGCAGCAGUGGUCGGACCCCAGCUCGGCGCCAAGGGAGGGGCGGCAGCGGGGGGGGAAGUGAUCGUGGGGGAGUUGUCCAAAGUGGGCACCGGUUUCCUGCCCCUGAGUACCCCCUCCGAGAGCGGGGCUCACCCCCACCUCCAUGUCCAUCGUCACACAGAUUUACCCACCUGUGUUUUCCCCCCUUCAGUUACCCAUCCCAAUCCCACUGACCCCCCCCCACCCCCUGUACAGAGACACCGCACUGACCCCAUGUGUCUGGCUGAGGUUCGGUCACUGGAAUUGGGUGCUCCCCCACCCCCACCCCCAGGGUGAUUGAACAGUGGUGUGGGUGCUGGCAUGAGGUGGGGGGAGGGAGAGGUUGUGGGACUCUUGCUGACCUCCCCCCCCCCCGGUUCUCUGGGGAGGGGCUGCCCACACAUUGUUGCUUCCCCCUCCCAUCCAUUGCCAAACGGGGCCCUGGGAGGGGUUCGCCAAUCUCCACUCCCACACCCACCUUACUCUUCAGUACUCAUCACCCAAUCCCUAGCUGAGGGGGGAGA